GAGAGCAAAGAAAGGGUCGCCCGACUGAGGAUGGAGUGUGCAUUUGAAGCACAGAAUCUGAUCUCCAUUUCUUUGAGGAAAAUCCAAAGCUCCAGGACGCAGAGAGGAGGCAUCAAGCUCCACAAGAACUUACUGGUAACGUACGUACUGAGAAACGCCAGGCAGUUCUACAUGAGCAAAAACUUGUCGCAGAUGCAGAGGACGAAUCCGUACGAGGAUGUAACCGUAGUCCGAGAAAGGCAAGAAUACCUCGAAUGGACGGGGAGCUUCACGGAGUUGGCUGAUGACUUCUACUGCAACUUUACUGGGGUUGAGUCGGACACUUGGCACUGCGGAGCGCACCAGCCCAACGGUCAGCCUGCAGAGGUGGCGCACCAAGGCGCAUCUGCCUGCGCAAUGGAUUCACCGAGUGACUCUGACCUCAUGGUUUCGGACGCCUGUUGGAGCUGUGCGGACAAAUCCUCCUGGGAGUUAUCUAUCCCGAACACGCAAGCCAACCAAAAGACUGUCCUGGACUUGGACACCCAUGUGGUGACUACUGUCACGAACGGAUACUUCCACACAGACUGUUGCGCGCAGCCCAAACAGCCGCAGGGCGCGCAGUGCUACACAAAAAAGCGAAAGAUUGACAUAAGUUAUCAUAUCGUUGAUCCAGAGUUUUAUUUGCCAGACUUUGCGCCAGUGCCGUGUAAAAGAAUGAGGAGUGAUGAUGAUUCACAUUCAGACUCUGACCAGUUGGACAGCACAAACAUCUCCAACCUGAUCUCGGUGCUGGGCUCAGGUGGGCUAUCUGAGUUUGUGAGUUGGCAGCAAACGGACCUUGAGCAAAUAUUCGCCACUCAAACAAUUUGUUUAAAACACACGCUGUUAACAGGCAGCGGCUGGACCAGAGCAAUCGAAGCAUUUUGAUAUGUAUGACUGUGUGUUUUUAAUUUCUUUGUAUCGUUUUAUUUUGCUGCUUUUAAAUAAAUCAUGACACGAC
Messenger RNA from Haplochromis burtoni (Burton's mouthbrooder), 982 nucleotides. RefSeq names its product immediate early response gene 5-like protein. The transcript has a single exon. The record is from RefSeq and is a predicted model, not a curated record. The coding region runs from base 31 to 909 and encodes 292 amino acids. NCBI's taxonomy places the organism in Eukaryota, Metazoa, Chordata, Actinopteri, Cichliformes, Cichlidae.